AUGAUCCAUUUUUGCUCCGAGUCGUUUGAUGAUUUGGAAUCCGAACUUUUUGAUUCUUCUGAGCCGUGUGUCGGCGAUGAAGAUUGUUUUGUUGGUCAAGUUUCUGAGUAUUGUUCAAACUCAGGACUUGAUAUUGAUUCAGUUGGUAAACCGUUUGUUGGUUCCACUGAUGAUUCUUGUUUUAUUUCUGAACCGUAUGUCGGUUCUACUGUUGUUUGUUUGGAGUCUGAACCGUGUGUCAGUUCAGCUCCUAUUUGUUUUGAUUCUGAAUCGUUGGUCGAUUCGGAUAUUGUUCCUUUUGAUUAUGAACCGUUGGUCGGUUCUUCUUUUAUUUCUUGUUCUGAUUCUAAACCGUUGGUCGGUUCUGAUGAUGAUAUUGUCUUACCUUCUUUUGAUUUUUUGGUGGAUUCAAUUACUGAACCUUCUCCGCCUAUUGUUAAACCUAUUGUUACACCAAAAUCCCGUUUUUCUCCAUUCUUUUACUUAUCUUUUGUUACCAUCAUGUUGUUUUCCUUGAUUUUAAUUGUCGUCUGGCAUCCUUUUUCAAUCUUGGAUUUAAGUCAUUCAGUCCAUCACGUUUUUGUUGCUGAAUCUACUACUUCUGCUGAGGCCAACUUAGUUGUUGGGUCUGAUUCUUUGACUUUAUCCAUGAUACCGCCUUGUGACCGCGUUGUUCUUCGAGAUGUUUUAUAUGUUCCUAAGAUUCCUCGCAAUUUAUUUGCUGCUCGUCGAGCUACUGCUGGUGGUUGUCGGUUCAUUCAAGACCUUAACCAUAUUUCUGCUGUUGAAAAUGGCAAAACUCGAGUCCACGCCAUUGCCAUGGGUGACUUGUACUUUUGUCGUUUCCGAGUUGUUUUGCCUUCCAAGCCAGUUCAUGAGGUGUUUGCUGUUGAGUCGUCUGCCAAUCUUUGGCACAAGCGACUUGGUCACGCCAGUGUGGACGUUCUCAAGAAAUUAUCUAAGUCACUUUCUGUCAAGCCUACUCAUUUUGAGGUUGUGGAUAGUCAUAAGUGUGACGCUUGCUUGGGUGGCAAAGCCACAGCAUUGCCAUUUAAUGGUACCACAGAAAAAGCUAGUCGUCCUUUGGAAUUAUUUGUUUCUGAUUUGAGCGGUCCUCAUGUCGCUACCCCUGUGGGUCAUCGUUAUGUCUUAACCAUUAUGGAUUAUUAUUCCAGGUAUUCUUAUGUGGAGUUGCUGGCCAGGAAAAGUGAUGCAAGUCUUGCCAUUCGUAAUUUUAUUGCUAGGUGUGAAUCUUAUUUUUCUGGUGAUUCUGCUGGUGAUCGAGUUGCAUAUUUUCAUUCUGAUAAUGGCGGCGAAUACAUUUCCAAAGACCUGGAGCAGUUCUUUGUGUCUAAGGGUAUCAAGCAUACUUAUACAGUUCCUCAUACUCCUCAACAAAAUGGUGUUGCUGAGCGAUUGAAUCGCACAUUAUUUGAGAAAGCCAAGUCUAUGCUUUUAUAUGCUCAUGCUCCUGAAUACUUAUGGGGUGAAGCUGUCAAGUCUGCUAAUUAUAUUAGGAACCGUCUUCCUAGUCGUACCACUGGUGGUGUUGCACCUCUUCAACUUUGGACUGGUAAACCUCCUAGUUAUCACCAUAUGAAAGUAUUUGGUUGUCAAGCUACAGUUGUUCUUCCUGGUGCUAAAAGAGAAUCUAAGUUAAGUUCAAAUACUGAAGCUGGUGUUUUGUUGGGUAUUCUUUGGAUCGUACAGCUUAUCGAGUUCUUCUUGAUUCAAGCAUUUGAUAAGGACUUGUCUAUUAAUGCUACUGGUGUUGGGUUUAGUGUUGGUUCUGGUUCAGGGUCCAUGUCAGGACCUUGUUUUGAUUCUAAGGGGACUGGUUUAGGAUCUAAUGUUAGAUCUUUACCAGCAUCCUCAUCUGGUUCUGGUUCUGGUUCUAUUUGUGCUUUACCGUCUCCGUCUCCGUCUUCUUCUCCGUCUCAUUCUCCGUCGCCGCCUCCUUCUUCUUCUUCUUCUUCUAUUAUUGUUCAUAAGCCUCGUUCUGUUCGUCGCAUUUUGUCUACACCUUCUGCUCCUCUUGAGUCUCCUACUCUUCCUUCUAUUGCUUCUGUUCCAUCUCUUCCUAGUUCUCCUAUUCUUCCACCUUCAGAUCAUGAUGUCUCUAUCUCUCCUGACUCUAGUCCUAUUAUUUCUUCUUCGGAAUAUAUUCCUUCACAAUUAGACUUAUCUGAAACUGGUCCAUCUAUUAAUGAAUCUGAUAUUUCAGCUGGUGUUAGUGUUGUCACUAAGGAUGAUACUCAAGCUGUUUUGCCUAAAUCUCGAUCUCGUGUUGUUGCUGUUCGUUUACCUUCUAUAACUCCUGCCAAACGCCCGAGUUCUGAUGACAUUGUUUCACCUCCUUCUAAACACCUUUGUGAAAAUUCUUUGAAACAAUCUCCAGUGUCUGCAACACCUGCAAAACGUCCAGCUGAAGAAGAGUGUAUUUCUUAUCGUCGUCUCAAAUCUCUCCGCUUUGACUAUGAUGAUGUGGCUUUACUUGUUUUUACAGAUCCUAGUAGUUUUGAAGAAGCUAUGUCUAGUGAAGAAGCUGAGUUUUGGCUUGAAGCCUGUGUUAUUGAAAUGUCGUCUCUUAAACGCAAUGGUACUUGGGAAUUGGUUGAUCUCCCACCUGGUCGCAAGGCUAUCAAUAGCAAAUGGGUAUUUAAAGUUAAGCGCAAAGCUGACGGUUCAAUUGAACGUUACAAAGCUCGUCUCGUGUGUAUUGGAUUUUCGCAAGUUGAAGGUAUUGAUUAUACUGAAACUUUUGCUCCCGUUGUUCGUUACGAGACUGUGAGGAUUGUUCUUGCUAUUGCUGCUCAGUUUGGGUUCCAGGUUCAUCAUAUGGAUGUCGAGACUGCAUUUCUUAAUGGUGAUCUCAAAGAAGAUAUUUAUAUGAGACAACCUAAAGGCUUUGUUGUCAAAGGUCAGGAAUCUAAAGUGUGUCAUUUGAAGAAGUCUUUAUAUGGUUUAAAGCAAGCUCCUUUGUGUUGGAAUGAGAAGAUUCAUGGUGCUCUUGUCAAACUUGGGUUUAUUCGUAAUGAAAGUGACUACGGUGUUUAUACUAAAGGAUCUGGGUCUACCAUGGUCAUUAUUGCACUUCUUUCAUCUAUGUUUAAGAUGAAAGACUUGGGCCCAGUCGAGCAGUUCCUUGGCAUGAGAGUUAAGCUGUCACCUUACCAUAUUACUGUGGAUGUUUCGCGUUAUAUUUUUGAUAUGUUGGAAGAGUUUGGUAUGCAGAAUUGUUCAAGUGUUAAGACUCCUUUACCCACUCGUGAUCUUUCUGACUUUUCCGAGUCUGACUCUGCUACCGAUGCCUCCAUGUAUCGCAGUAUUAUUGGAAAGCUGAUUUAUGCUGCUAAUUGUGCUCGUCCUGAUCUUGCUGUUGCUGUUAGCUUUCUUUGUCGAUAUAUGCAGAGUCCUAAGUCUAUUCAUAUGGAAGCUGCUAAGCAUACUCUUCGUUAUCUUAAGGGUACUGCUGAACUUGGUCUUGAAUAUCGAGCUCAGAAAGUCUACAAGCUUGUUGGUUAUAGUGAUGCCGACUAUGCACAGGACAAGCAGGACCGUAAGUCAUUUACUGGGUAUGUUUUCAUUCUGUCUGGUGGUCCCAUUACUUGGGCUUGUCGAAAGCAAUUGUUGUCUCUUUGCAAGAUUCCUAUUCCUUUGCCAGUGACUAUGUUUGAGGACAAUCAGGGAUGUAUUGCUUUGGCUCAGAACCCAGUGUUUCAUCGUCGCACCAAGCAUAUUGAUGUUCGUUAUCAUGUUGUGCGUCACUAUAUUCGCAGUGGAGUGAUUCAUCUGGAGUAUCUUGAUACUCAAGUGAUGUUGGCAGAUAUGUUUACUAAGAAUCUUGGUCGUGUGAAGUUUGAGACAUUAAGGGGACUACUUGGUAUGAAGGCAGUAGGUGAUUCUGCUGUUGAGCAUGCAAUGUUGUCGCAGACUAGUGCAGUUGAUAAUGCACGUGAGUUUGGUCUUUCCGGAUCAGUAUGCGAAUUUUCAAUUGGUGCCAAGUUGCCUAGGAACCUCAAAUCUAAGCCACAAACUGAGCUAGAAAUAACAAGGCAAAUUGAAGUUACUGAAAUGAUCAUGAAAUAUCUUGAAAAUGAUGAGCGAAGUCUGGAAGCUUGUGGUGGAUCCCAUAAUAUUAAGGCUAAGUUUUACAAAAGGAUCCUUUUUUUUCAAAGAGACCUUUCUGCGUACAUUAACAAGUAUGCACGGAUCAAAAAUAAAAACAACUCUUCUAGUCAUGUAAUGAUUGAAGAUAUUGUUGAAAUUGACUCUUUGGGUCCAGGAAUUCCCACCAAGUUUGCUGUGGUAAAGGAAUUUCAAAUUGGUGUUGUGAAGCCUCGCAAUUACAAACUGUGUCUGGAGUAG
Molecule: messenger RNA, 4368 nt
Organism: Magnusiomyces paraingens
Lineage: Eukaryota; Fungi; Ascomycota; Dipodascomycetes; Dipodascales; Dipodascaceae
Exons: 9
Coding region: 1-4368 (1455 amino acids)
Biological process (GO): DNA integration
Molecular function (GO): nucleic acid binding
Source: RefSeq, a predicted model, not a curated record